Dictyostelium discoideum AX4 is the source of this 210-nucleotide messenger RNA. RefSeq lists its product as hypothetical. The transcript has a single exon. The record is from RefSeq and is a predicted model, not a curated record. Lineage: Eukaryota; Evosea; Eumycetozoa; Dictyosteliales; Dictyosteliaceae. Bases 1 to 210 code for a protein of 69 amino acids.
AUGUUAAAAAUUUUAGUAGCUAUUUUAGUGAUAUUCUCAUUACUAUCAAAUUUGAAUGCAGUAAAUGGAGAUAAAAAUGGCUGUAUCGCCACGUGUGCCCAUGCUCAUCCAGAUUAUUUUAGAUUUUGCGCCAAUGGAUACAGUCAAGCAGACAAAUUAAAAUGCCAAAAUAUAAAUGAAAAAUGUGCAUUAAGAUGUCCAAACCAUUAA